AUGCCGAAGGCAAAAGUUGCGCCAACGGUGAUCAGCUACAGUGCUGCCAUCAGUGCCUGUGAGAAGGGCGGGCAAUGGCAGCAAGCAUUGGAGUUUUACAAUGCUGCCAUCAGUGCUUGUGAGAAAUGCGGGCAAUGGCAGCACGCAUUGAAGUUGUUUGAGGCCAUGCCCAAGGCGAAGGUUCAGCCCGACGUGAUCAGCUACAGUGCUGCCAUCGGUGCCUGUGAGAAGGGCGGGCAAUGGCAGCAAACAUUACAGUUGUUUGCGGACUUGCCCAACGGGCCAUUGGCAGGUCUUUGUUUCAGAAGUGCAUCUUACCAGACAUUCAGGAAUUAA
Messenger RNA from Durusdinium trenchii, 336 nucleotides. The record is from the annotation of a GenBank genome assembly. NCBI's taxonomy places the organism in Eukaryota, Dinophyceae, Suessiales, Symbiodiniaceae.